This is a messenger RNA of Staurois parvus, 873 nucleotides long. NCBI's taxonomy places the organism in Eukaryota, Metazoa, Chordata, Amphibia, Anura, Ranidae. The record is from the annotation of a GenBank genome assembly.
GCCGGACCCCCCAGGUGGAGCGACAGGUCUCGGGCCCUCAGGCGGAGCGGCGGGCGGGCGCCGGACCCCCAGGCGGAGCGACAGGUCUCGGGCCCUCAGGCGGAGCGGCAGGCGCCGGACCCCCAGGCGGAGCGACAGGUCUCGGGCCCUCAGGCGGAUCUCGGGCCCCCCAGGGGCGGCGGGCGCCGGACCCCCAGGUGGAGCGGCGGGCGCUGGACCCCCAAGCGGAGCAACAGGUCUCGGGCCCCCAGGCGGAGCGGCGGGCACCGAGAGACACCAGGCACGACAGUGGGCUCCGAGUCAACUGGUAUGACCGCAGGCACUGGGUCAGACACUGGAUGGUCUGGCUGGACAGCGGGCAUCGGGUCACCAGGCCGGACAGCGGGCAUCGGGUCACCAGGCAUCAAGUCAUUUGGCUCGACAGCGAGCACCGCGUCAUCUGGCAAGGCAGUGGGCUCCGAGUCAACUGGCAUGACCGCGGGCACCGGGGCAGACAUUGAAUCGUCUGGCUGGACAGCGGGCAUCGGGGUCACCAGGCAUCAGGUCAUUUGGCUCGACCGCGGCACCGCGUCAUCUGGCAAGGCAGUGGGCUCCGAGUCAACUGGUAUGACCGCGGGCACUGGGUCAGACAUUGGAUCGUCUGACUGGACAGCGGGCAUCGGGUCACCUGGCAUCAGGUCAUUUGGCUCGACAGCGGGCACCGCGUCAUCUGGCAAGGCAGUGGUCUCCGAGUCAACAGGCACGACAGUGGGCACCGGGUCAUCAGGUACCGGAUUGUCUGGCUCGACAGCGGGCAUCGGGUCAUCAGGCAUCAGGUCAUUUGGCUUGCCAGCGGGCACCGCGUCAUCUGGCAAGGCAGUGGGCACCGAGUCA